AUGUGGCUAUCUGAAUCCCAAAAGUUUGGUGUUGCAUUCACAUUCGGUGGAUUUCUUUUCUUCAUAUUAGGUAUAAUAACAUUCUUUGAUCGUGCUUUACUGGCUCUUGGUAACCUUUUAUUUUUGAUUGGCGUCAUAUUAAUUAUUGGUUCCCAAAAGACUGUUGUAUUUUUCACAAGGCCAAAUAAGAGACGUGGGUCGAUCUUUUUCCUGUUCGGUAUAUUUCUAAUUCUAAUCAAAUGGACAUUUCUCGGGUUUAUAAUUGAAUCACUUGGUAUUGUGGGUCUAUUCGGUGAUUUCUUUGGUGUUAUUGUCCAAUUCUUAAGAUCCAUGCCUAUUAUUGGACCAAUCCUAUCACAUCCUGUAAUCGCCCCAGUUAUCGAUAAACUUGCAGGUGUAAGAGUUUUGCCAGUGUAA
Molecule: messenger RNA, 417 nt
Organism: Maudiozyma barnettii
Lineage: Eukaryota; Fungi; Ascomycota; Saccharomycetes; Saccharomycetales; Saccharomycetaceae
Gene: GOT1
Product: Got1p
Exons: 2
Coding region: 1-417 (138 amino acids)
Biological process (GO): endoplasmic reticulum to Golgi vesicle-mediated transport; retrograde transport, endosome to Golgi
Cellular component (GO): Golgi cis cisterna; endoplasmic reticulum; COPII-coated ER to Golgi transport vesicle
Source: RefSeq, a predicted model, not a curated record